Molecule: messenger RNA, 1026 nt
Organism: Colletotrichum graminicola M1.001
Lineage: Eukaryota; Fungi; Ascomycota; Sordariomycetes; Glomerellales; Glomerellaceae
Product: pyridoxal-phosphate dependent enzyme
Exons: 1
Coding region: 1-1026 (341 amino acids)
Biological process (GO): L-serine catabolic process; L-threonine catabolic process
Molecular function (GO): threonine deaminase activity; pyridoxal phosphate binding; L-serine ammonia-lyase activity
Source: RefSeq, a predicted model, not a curated record
AUGGGUCUGCUCUCUUCAAAUGCCGAGAAGCCAUGGAUUGAGACACCCUGCAUAAGAUCGGCAGCUCUGUCUCGCAUAGCAGGAUGCAACAUCUACCUCAAGCUCGAGAACCUCCAGCCGUCAGGAUCGUUCAAGUCCCGCGGGGUCGGCAAUUUGAUGGUCCGCGCUGCCGAAGCCGCCCCGGAGGCAGCAGACGCCCACUUCUACUGCUCGUCCGGCGGCAACGCCGGCCUCGCGUGCGCAACCUCGGCCAUCGCGCUCAAGCGCAAGGCCACCGUCGUUGUGCCCAAGACGACGUCGCCUCUCAUGAUCUCAAAACUGAAGCUCUUGGGCGCGGACUGUGUCCAGGUCGGAGAGAACUGGGCCGAGGCAGACCGACACCUCCGUGAAGUGCUGCUGGCCAAUGACCCGGCCGGCGUCUAUGUGCCGCCCUUCGACCACCCACAUAUCUGGGACGGCGCAUCCACCAUCAUUGACGAGGUGGCCUCACAACUUGAACGCCGCAAGAUCAACGGCAUUGUGUGUUCUGUCGGCGGCGGUGGCCUGCUCGUUGGCCUCAGCCAGGGUAUUUCCCAGUAUCACUGGGUCAACCGGCCUGUGCCGAGGCUGCUGGCGGUCGAAACCGUUGGCGCGGACAGUCUGAAUGCCAGCGUGCGUGCCGGAGAACACGUCACGCUCCCGGGCAUCACAUCCAUUGCGGGCUCGCUCGGCGCGGUUCGUGUCGCGAGCAAGGCGUGGGAACUUGUACGAGACAUCCCCGAAUGCCACAAAAGCGUGACGGUUACUGACGCAGAGGCGGCCACGGCCUGCGUACGUUUCGUCGGUGACGCCCAGUUGGUGGUUGAGGUCGCUUGCGGAGCGACGAUUGCGACUGUGUACAACGGCACUCUGCGUAAGCAGAUGGGCGGCUUCUUGUCAGACAAGGAGUGGGCGGAGACGAACAUUGUCCUCAUUGUUUGCGGGGGGUCAAAUGUGACCAUGGAAAUGUUAGAAGGAUACCGUGCCACUUAUGGCAUCACCGUGUGA